AUGGGGGAGAAGAUGGCGGAAGAGGAGAGGUUCCCCAACACAACUCACGAAGGUUUCAAUGUCACCCUUCACACUACCCUGGUUGUCACCACGAAACUGGUGCUCCCGACCCCUGCCAAGCCCAUUCUCCCUGUGCAAACGGGUGAGCAGGCUCAGCAGGAGGAACAGUCAAGCGGCAUGACCAUCUUCUUCAGCCUCCUCGUCCUAGCUAUCUGCAUCAUAUUGGUGCAUUUACUGAUCCGAUACAGAUUACAUUUCUUGCCAGAGAGCGUUGCUGUUGUUUCUUUAGGUAUUCUCAUGGGAGCAGUUAUAAAAAUUAUAGAGUUCAAAAAAUUGGCAAAUUGGAAGGAAGAAGAAAUGUUUCGUCCAAAUAUGUUUUUCCUCCUCUUGCUUCCUCCUAUUAUAUUUGAGUCAGGAUAUUCAUUACACAAGGGUAACUUCUUUCAAAAUAUUGGUUCCAUCACCCUGUUUGCUGUCUUCGGUACGGCAAUUUCCGCUUUUGUAGUAGGUGGAGGAAUUUAUUUUCUCGGUCAGGGGUUUUUUUGUGUCUGUGUGUUUGUGUGUUUUAUUUUACAGGCUGAUGUAAUCUCUAAACUCAACAUGACAGACAGCUUUGCGUUUGGCUCCCUGAUUUCUGCUGUCGACCCGGUGGCCACUAUUGCUAUUUUCAAUGCGCUUCACGUGGACCCGGUGCUCAACAUGCUGGUUUUUGGAGAGAGUAUUCUCAACGACGCAGUCUCCAUUGUCCUGACCAACACAGCUGAAGGUUUAACGAGGAAAAAUAUGUCAGAUGUCAGUGGGUGGCAAACAUUUUUACAAGCCCUUGGCUACUUCCUCAAAAUGUUCUUUGGCUCAGCAGCACUCGGCACUCUCACUGGCUUAAUCUCUGCAUUAGUGCUAAAGCACAUUGACUUGAGGAAAACGCCUUCCUUGGAGUUUGGCAUGAUGAUCAUUUUUGCUUAUCUUCCUUACGGGCUUGCAGAAGGAAUCUCACUCUCGGGCAUCAUGGCCAUCCUGUUCUCAGGCAUCGUGAUGUCCCACUACACGCACCAUAACCUGUCCCCGGUCACCCAGAUCCUCAUGCAGCAGACCCUUCGGACCGUGGCCUUCCUGUGCGAAACAUGUGUGUUUGCAUUUCUUGGCCUGUCCAUUUUUAGUUUCCCUCACAAGUUUGAAAUUUCCUUUGUCAUCUGGUGCAUAGUGCUUGUACUGUUUGGCAGAGCAGUGAACAUUUUCCCUCUUUCCUACCUCCUGAAUUUCUUCCGUGAUCAUAAAAUCACACCGAAGAUGAUGUUCAUCAUGUGGUUUAGCGGCCUGCGGGGGGCCAUCCCCUAUGCCCUGAGCCUGCACCUGGACCUGGAGCCCAUGGAGAAGCGGCAGCUCAUCGGCACCACCACCAUCAUCAUCGUGCUCUUCACCAUCCUGCUGCUGGGCGGCAGCACCAUGCCCCUCAUCCGCCUCGUGGACAUCGAGGAUGCCAAGGCGCGCCGCAGGAACAAGAAGGACGUCAACCUCAGCAAGACCGAGAAGAUGGGCAACACCAUCGAGUCAGAGCACUUGUCGGAGCUCACGGAGGAGGAGUAUGAAGCCCACUACAUCAGGCGGCAGGACCUCAAAGGCUUCGUGUGGCUGGACGCCAAGUACCUGAACCCCUUCUUCACGCGGCGGCUAACUCAGGAGGACCUCCACCAUGGGCGCAUCCAGAUGAAAACCCUCACCAACAAGUGGUAUGAGGAGGUGCGCCAGGGCCCCUCCGGCUCCGAAGACGACGAGCAGGAGCUGCUGUGACGGAGCAGGGCGCCCCGUCCGGCCUCCUCGCCGCUCCCACGACAGACGCUCGCACGUGGCAGCCUCCUCAGGGGAGAUGGAAGCAGGGGGAAGCGGAGGCCGCCCCCGGCCCCUGGAGCCGGCUGUCUGCUUCUGAAGUAGGCCGUGUCCCCGGGCCGCACGGAGCCGGACCCCUUCUCAGCCCGCAGAUCGGAGGGAACAGCUGUCCAGGUACAUCUUCCUUCUGCUUCUGCGGCCAGGGUGCAGAGUCCUCUGCCGGACUGAGGGGCCUGAGAGGAGAGGCUGUGCCCCGCUGUGGAGCCUGCCGGGACAGGGGCUGCCGGGGAGCUGGGGGAGCUUGCAGCUUCUGCCAUUCCCAGCCACGGCCCUCAUCACGGGAGCGCCUGGUUCUAGCAGCACGAGGAGCCAUUUCCCUUUGGUCAUCAAGGUGCCUCUGGUCUCAGCAGCAGCAGUUCUGACCCAAGGGGCGGGCUCGGACAUCUGGGAAACCUCACGCUCCCCUUUGUGAUGUUGCUUGAGAAGGAAAAACCGAGUGACCUUUUUCUUUACCUCCGCCUGGGACCUUGCAGGCCGUCCCCCUGAGCGACAGGCGGCCACUGCCCUCCUCUGGGAGUAGUGUGGAUGUUUACGCUGGUUCAGAGCAGGGGCGCACGGCCUGUCCUGGGAGCCCCAUUGGAAGCCGCAUCCUUGGGUUUGGCGGGGAGUGAGCCUAUUCUGUGGGGUGAGAGCGCCCUCUGGAGGGAGAAGCUAGGAGUUACAGGGCUUGUGCAGGCCUGCGUCUGCUGUCUGAAUUCCGUUGUGAUUCAUGCACUUUGACAAAGCAGUGAGAGCCUAGCGGUCACCUCCCCCGCUCAGUGGACCUCACUGGUCCAGAGGCCCCAUUUCCCAAUGCCCACUGUUCGCCUGAUGCCACCUUCACCGCUCAUCAGCAUUUCCUCUUUCCCUGCCCCAGGCCUCUCCCGGCUUGGGUCCCAGCUCGCCAGAGCCCUAGGGCCGGGGCCAGAGCAGCAGGGCCCUGUGCUCCUCCCCGGCCACCCCCGCCCAGGACUCGCUCGCAGAGCGUCUGUACGUGCUCGUUCGGUCUCACACGCCCCGCCCUGUCCCUGUGGGCCCGGCCCUGGCUACCGGUCAUGUCCAGGCGGA
Molecule: messenger RNA, 2931 nt
Organism: Neomonachus schauinslandi (Hawaiian monk seal)
Lineage: Eukaryota; Metazoa; Chordata; Mammalia; Carnivora; Phocidae
Gene: SLC9A8
Product: solute carrier family 9 member A8
Exons: 17
Coding region: 1-1788 (595 amino acids)
Biological process (GO): sodium ion transport; regulation of pH; proton transmembrane transport
Cellular component (GO): Golgi apparatus; membrane
Molecular function (GO): sodium:proton antiporter activity
Source: RefSeq, a predicted model, not a curated record